CAGAAGGGGGCGAACGUCUGGGUUUGCCGCGCCUCGUCUCCCAGAAACGAGGACGACAAACAAGAGCUGCACGGCGUACUUUCCGACUGUGGAAAUGGCGCUUCGUGUUGUGAAAGCCUGAAGUCCACAGAGCCUUUUCGUUCCUGUAAUUUUUUUUAAACUCACUUAAGGCUCUUGGAAUUGGUGAAUUUCGAGAACAAACGGAUUAUGACAGAGGAAGGAGAGAUUCUUGAGGGAAAACAAAGCAAUAGUGGCUCCGAAGCCUUCAUCAUCCUUGGACAGUGAACGAUGCAUGACCUGACUGCCCAAGUCACCAGCAGCCUGCUGCCCUUCUCUGGAGUGACUGUAGACGCUCUGGGUGAGGAUGAGAUCAGCCUGGACUGUGUGCUUCAUGGCAGGUUCACUGUCGGCCGCAGCGGGUUGGCCUGGCUGGCCAGUGGGUCCAACCUGGAGGUUGUCCACGCCGUGACAGGCGAGCGGCUGUCUGCGUACUGCUUCAGCGGCGGAGGAGGAGAACACCCACCCAUUGUUCUGGCUGCCAGGGAUUUCAGCUGGCUCAAACGGUCUGGGCUGCUGGUUGGCUUGGAGGAAACCGAAGGCAGCGUUCUGUGUCUGUAUGACUUGGGACUGUCCAGGGUGGUGAAAGCUGUGGUCAUACCAGGCAGGAUUACAGCUAUUGAACCUCUAGUGAGUUAUGGUGGAGCCAGCACUUCCACGCAGCAACUCCACCAGAGUUUACGCUGGUUCUUUGGCAUUGCUGCCGUGGUAACGGAUCUGGGUCAUGUCCUGCUUGUGGACCUCUGUCUUGAUGAUCUGUCCUGCAGCCAGAGUGAACUGGAGGCAUCAGACCUGCAGGUGGUGACCAAAUCUCCUGCAGACAUCCCGCGGCUCAGAGAGGUCAGCUCCCGCCAGGGCAGACAUCUCUGCCUGCAGCUGAACCCGCCCAGCGGCGUUGGCGCCACGGCCCUGCAGUACGUGUCCAGAACCAACCAGCUGGCAGUGGGAUUUUCUGAUGGACUCCUGCAGCUGUGGAACAUGAAGACGUUGAAGAAGGAGUACCACUCGCAGCUGGAGGGGGGCAGAGUGCCUGUUCAUGCCUUCACCUUCCAGGAGCCGGAGAACGACCCCAGGAACUGCUGCUACCUCUGGGCUGUCCAGUCUUCUCAGGAUCUCGAGGGAGAUCUGGUCAGCCUCCACCUGCUCCAGCUGGCCUUCAGCGAAAGAAAGUGUCUGGCUUCUGGGAAGAUCCUCUAUGAGGGUCUGGAAUAUUGCGAGGAGCGAUACAGUCAGGAGUUGGGCGGCACGUCGUUUCCUCUCAGGGCUCAGGCCACAAACACACGACUGCUGAGCUGCCAGACCAUCGAGAAGUUCAGAGCCCAUCCUGACAGGGACGACAGUUUGAAUGAAGUUGCAUCCCCCGACACCAGUUUGUCCAUCUUCUGCUGGCAAGUCAAGGCUUAUGGCCAGGGAAGUCCCUCUAUGUAUAUCGGGGUCUUUGACAUCAACCGCUGGUACCAUGCACAGAUGCCUGACUCUCUGAGAACCGGGGAGUCUCUCCAGAAUUGCCCCUACCUGGCCGUUUGGUCCCUGGACUCGGUGGUGCAGAUGGUGUCGACCCAAACCUUCCUGGAUGUGGUUGUACACGAGCGCAGCCUGAGCCGGGGCCUGCCCUUCACCUGCCCCCCUCCGGAGCAGUACUUCAACCCAACCACUUACAACUUCGAUGCUACUUGCCUACUUAACUCUGGAGUUGUGCACUUAACCUGCUCUGGGCAUCAAAAAGAGACUUUAAGUUUGUUGAAGAAAGCUGCACCUUGUUCCAGUGACAUCAUCUCCAUCAGCUACUCCCACUGCCUGAUGUCCGGCCUCCUCUCGUCCCACGUGGCAGACGCUCCGGCGGCCAGCCUCUCUCAGGAGGAGCAGCUCGAUGCCAUCUUGUCAACAGCAGUUGAAACCAGUUCCUUGGGCUUAAUUACUGGUUGCAUUAAGCAGUGGACUGCUGAAGAACAACCAGGAUCUGCUCUGAACCUGCGCUACAUCCUGGACUGGGCUUGGAACAAAGUAGUCCAGACCAAAGAGGAGCUGGACGGCAUCUGUGCUCCGUUGUUCGACAGCUCGUCCAACUUCACCGACCCGCAGACGCUGCAGUUGCUGCAGCACACCCAGAGGCUGCUUAGCAACCUCAGCGCCAUCUUCCACUGCCUGCUCAGCGAAGCUCAGGAACUCACACACCAAGGUUUGGCAGGUCUGAUGAACAAGAACAUGGUGUCCAGUUUAAUUUCCAAAUACGCUCAAGUGGUCCUCUGGUUCUGCCGCACCGGCUUACUCCCUGAAGGAUCAGAUGAAGAUGCUCUCCAGAUUCCCAGGCCUUUCUUUACUCACUCAGUCAUCAGUAACUAUUACGCCAUACGCAGGGAGGAGUUGACCAGGCUGGCCAAGAGUAAAUGGUGUGCCGAUUGCCUUAUGAUCGACGGUUUGGUUGGACAGUGUGGUGAACGUCUGACCGAUCUGUGGCGGCGGGACGAGGGCGGGACAGGACAGUACCCCCCACCUACUCUGCAUGCCUUGCUUGACCUCUACCUUCUGGACAACAUCGAAGAAGCUACCAAGCACGCCAUUGUGAUUUACCUGUUGUUGGACGUCAUGUACUCUUUCCCCAAUAAGGAUGGAACAUCAGUGGAAUCUUUUCCCACAGCUUUUUCCAUCCCCAUCGGACUGGUUAAACUGGUACAAGGACUGUGGCUGCUGGAUCAUAACGACCAUCAGAGUUCGUUUGAUCUGCUCCUACACCCGGCUGCUUCUCAUUUUCAUUUCGAGUGGCAGCAUGAGCGGGUUCUGCAGGCGCUGAUGUGUCAGGGCCAGCAGUCCGUGGCACUGCGCUACUUCCACGUCACAAAGCCUCCGAUUACCUCCACCGCUCAGGCCAAACUUUCUCUGUCCGUGCUGCUACACAACAGGUGUCUCAUCGAGGCGUGGUGUUUACUUCGGCAGCACUCGAACCGCUUGAACAUUGCUGAGCUGCUGGGCUUCCUGUACGAGAGCUGCCAGGAGCUGGGCCUCAUGAAGGAGCUGCUCAAGCUGCCUCUGGGCCUCAGUGAGCAGGACUGUUUGGAAAAGUUUCUUCAAGGCACAGGCGGCCUUCAGAACAGAGAGCUGCUGAUGGUUCACUACCUGCAGCAGGCCAACUACAUUCCUGCUCUGCAGCUCAACCAAACCCUCAAAAUGAACCUGGUGAACGAGCGAGACCCAAAGGUCAAAGAGCGAUCCAACACCAGGAACUCUAUCCUGGACCAGUACGGCAAAGUUCUGCCCAGAGUGCAGAGGAAACUGGCGAUGGAGCGAUCCAAACCUUAUCAGCAUCCAGCCACCGUUCACAGAGAAGUCUCUCGGCCGCAGCCGCUGUCGACCGUCACCAAGCGCUCUGCCAGCGAGAAGGUGAUGUCCAGAGCUGGAUUCAUCAGCAGCGUCCUCACCAAGAUCGAGGAGGUUUGGCUCGGAAAAGAGGCGACGCCCCAGUCCUCGCCAGCCAGGACACCAAAAGCAGCGGCUGCCCAGAGCUCCAGUCCCAGGUCAUCGUCGCUCGGUUUUACUGAUCCCUUCCUAGGAACGCCCAUCACUAUGACAUCCAAACGAAAGUCAAGGCUGAUGGAUCUGGUGGUCCACCCGUCCUGUCACACGCCUCAGCCUCUCCUCAGUCCCCCAGGACCCACGACCUCCUGGGUUUCUCCAAAGAGCUCCAGAAAAGCGCCCGAGUUCAGUCUGCUGCAGACGCCGCAGGUCGUCAAGCGAGCUCGGGCCCUGGCUGCUUCUGGCCCCAUCUUUUCGGCGUUCACACCGCAGUCCAUCCUGCGCAGCAACCUGAGGCCUACGCCUGUUGCUACGCCGUCCGCCUCUCCAGGCCGCUCCAUCACCCCCCCGCUACGCGCCAAAGAGAGCCGCAUCACCUUCAUAGAGGAAGGAGAGACUCCUGAGACGGAGAAGGGGGUCCGGUGGACUAACGGGAUGGCAGCAGACAGUGAGAUCAACCAGCUAAGCAGAGGCUCCAAAGCGACACGCAAGACCUGGUCUUCACGACGUCCUGAGGAGGAAGACGAGGAGGAAGAGGAGGAGGAAGGACAACAUCCUCAUGUAAAGUUCCUUCCUCCAGAAGGCAGCGUUCCCUCACCGCAGCUCAGGCGCUCUGAGAGCGAGCCGUCUUCCACCCAGGAAGAAGGAAAUCCAUCAGCUGCGAGUCAGAUAAAUAUCAGCGUGAACUUUGACACCAGCCUGACGUCUGUCCAGUCAACAGACACAACGCUGGAGUAUUUCGAUGCUCCGCUGUCAGAAGACCCACAGAGAGCCCAGGGACACAAACCUGGGGAGGAGGAAGAGGAGGAUGAUGAUGUGGUGACUCUGAACAUCAGGUCUGAGAGUGACAAAGAACCAGAACAAACACCUGAUCUGACCUCAGAGGAAAACCUUGACCUCCCCUCAAACAUGGCGGCAGAGGAGUCUCUGAGGGAAGGAGAGGAGGUCAGCGGGAGGGGUCAAGCUCUGAGGGAGGACGAGGAGCACGGAGCUGAAUCUAAAGGAGAAGAUGAUCUGAACACUGUCUCAGUGAGCAAAGAGGAAGUUGUGGCAAGUCCUGAUGAAGAUGAGCCAUCUACUCAACAUGAAGUAUUCUGGUCCAUUUUUCAUGCUGCAGUCGGUAACCAGGUGAGCGAGAGCUCAGACUCUAAGGUCAGGUCUGAGGUGAAAGGUGAAGAGCUAAACGUUCAGUGGGAGGCAGCCGAGUCGAACACAGAGCAACCCGAAGAUGGUAGCGCCACAACCGAAGCAGCACUAGAGCUGGAGCAGAGCGCAGAUCUGACAGAGUUUGUACAGAAGCACCUGUUUGGUGAUGACCUGUCUUCUCCGCUCAGCCGCUCAGCGAUACACAACGCCUCUCUGAGCCAGACCAGCCUCCACAGUGAGGAAGAGGAGGAGAAUGCAGCCGCUGUAGAUCCGUCGGUUUUCACGCCACAGAAGUCCACGGUUUCUGUGACUUCCUCAGAGCUGACAGGCACCGACUCCCACUCUGUAGUGAGCUUGAAUGACAGCGAAGAACUGUCCAGUCCUGCAUCUGAGGAUGAAGGUGAAGAGGAGUCAUCCAAUCCAGCUGAAGAGGGAGAAGAAGAAGAAGAAGAGGAGGAGGAAGAGGAAGACUCUGGCAGUGAGGUGGAGAUCAUUGAUGAGGUUCAGGGUAACGGGAGGCUGCCGCUGCUGCAUCCCGGCUCGGUCCUCAUGCAGGAGGAACACGCCCACUUCCUGCAGGAUCUGUCAGAGCAGCGAGCCGCCGAGUUCUCCCUGAUCGCACCUGGUGCAGAGAUGAAGAUCGUAGAGGACGACAUCGAAGGCGAGGUUGUGAUGGUGAGACUCGGCGGAGACGAUGGCGGGAUGGAGCUGGACGCCAACACGGAGCCAGCGUCGUCGUCAUCGUCGUUAUACACGGAGCUCAAACCUUCCACCACUCUGCUGGUUCCCUUCGAGUUCAUGGAGGGACAGCAAGGCCUGGUGGACGGCGCCGACCUCGCUCUUCCUGAGCUGCAGCCGGGCGCUGUGGCCGAAGAGCAGCAGCCGGAGAUUCACACCGGCUUCACGCUGAUGCUGGACACGGAAGAGGACGGAGUCAAGGAGGCGGAGGCGGCUGUGGGGAAUGAUGUACAGGCGUCGGAGCUCCCUGAGCCGCUGCAGAUGGAGAGGGAAGACCCGGGUGACGAACCUGACGUCAUUCCUUUGGACGAGGGUAACGGGGAAGAAGCUUCACCAGAAGGAGAGAGCGCGGCGAUGGAAAACCUGGGUCAAAAUGAUUAUCGUGGACUUGAGGAAGAAGAGCUUGGAGAUUCACAAAUUGAUCUACAGACUGAAUCUACUGCAGAGAAACAGGAGACCGGAGACUCUGCAGAGAUGAAAGCUGAAAAGGUAGAAGAAAUUAGAUCAUCUGAAGAUCAGGAAGCUCCUUCUGUAUCGGUUCCAGAAGAACCUCCAGCUGCUGUGAACGAUGCCGACCCGGCUGAAAGAACAGAAGCAGUUGAGGAGGAAAAACAAAUCCCCGCUGAGGAGCUGCAGCUGCCUGAGGGGAACGGGUCUGUUCCUACAGAGGUGGAAAACACCGAGUCUGCUGUUGAGGACAAGAAGCCUGAGCGCACAACAUCAUCAGACACCGAAGUUGGACAUGAGGAGGAAACAGAGGAACAACCCAGGAGACAACUGAGGCAUAAAAACGUUGCAGAAGAACCUUUGGAGAACAUUGUUGGCGCAGAAAGUCAAACUGCGAAACAAACGCCAGCCUCUCAGAGGAAGAAAGAUCCUUCUACUCCAUCCCAGAGGAAGACAAGAGGACGAAACGCGACUUUAAUCUCUCCAGAGGCAGUGAGUGAGCCAGAGCUGACGAAAACUAGCAACGACGUUCCUGCCUUGCCAAGUCGUACUCCAAGGAGAGGCAAGCCGCUCCAAAUCGUCACACCUCGCAGAAGUACUCGCAAAACUCAGCCGGUAAUUCCUAAAGAGGAGCCUGAAAACAUGGAUUAUGAGAUUUCCGCAGCUUCGACCUCCAAGAGGGCUUCGCCAGGCAGACGAUCGCAGAGAGCUGCUGCAACAAGAACCGACAGCGAGGAGGAAUCUGCGACCGUAGAGGACAGCCAAGAGGACGAGGCUGUGGAAACGAUAAGGGGUCGCAGAAACAGCAGCAAGACUCCAACUCCUUCCAAACGCAGGAUGACUCAGGCCAGCACCCCCAGGAGGUCCGGCAGAAAGACGAGCAAUACCAACGAGGAAGAGCUGACCCCGGUGACGGUCAAAGAGGAGCCGGUCUCUCUAAAAUGCAGCGGCAAAAAAAUUAGACCACAGAUGCUGCCAGUCGUGUUUGAAGAAGACGAAGGAGAACAGAAAGAGGAAGAGAAGAAACGGCAACUUUCCCAUCCUCGGAGGACAACUCGACAGUCCAGCCAGAUCACUAUAACUGUGUAUCCUCAAGUAAAACUGGUUCCUGUGUCCCUUCCUCAGAGCAACAGGAGGAGGAGAGAAGAAAGUGGUUCAGGAAAAGUGAGAGAAGGUAAAGAUCCCCUGGAGUCUGAUCCAAACAAAAGCUCUGAUCCCACCAACAAUUGCCGCCCAAUGAGAAGCAGACUCUGGGACCAUCCAGAGGAGGAUCUGCCCCUGCUGGACUCUCCGUUAGAGGUGGACUCUGAAACUCCUGUUGCAGACGCCCUCAUCAAGAGACUCAAGGAUGAAGAGGAGAAACGGGGAGGUGUAAAGACUGAGAGAACCAGGAGGAGGAACACCAAAUCCUCAGUGGAUCAGGUUUCAUCUCCUCCGGAACCAGACGGCCCGGCGCCUGAACCUGCAGCAGGCCAGUCCAGUCCAGGAGAAAACUCGUUCAUCUACUCGCCCUCCCGACGGCGACAAACAAGAGCUCGUACAGCGGAGUCUUCUUCGCCAGGCGAGGAGUCUGAGGCGCCGGUCACCCGCAGCAGGAGCAGAGUCAAAGAUGCUUCUGUUCAGGAUAAAGUUUCCUCAGAAGCUGAUCGCGCUGAAGAGGAGAAAACAUCUAAAACCAGAAAAACAAGCAGGAAAACAGCAAAGUCCGCAGCUGUUCCGGAGUCUGUUCCCAUCGCCGAGGUGGAUCUGAUCUCGCCGCUGCCCAGCCCGGCUGAGCCGCUGCCGCGAGCGCUCAGGAGGAUCACAGACGAAGCGCCGGUUCCGACCACCAGGAACCUGCGGCGCAAACGCGUCAUAGACAUCGUUUUCUCAAAGCCCGUCACCAGGAGGAGGAAACUUUGAGGAGGCAGGAGGUGGUAGUAACCAGUGAACCUCAGGCGGCUGUGUGAAGAUUUGAACCAAAUCAAGUCGAGAGCUGUCAAAUAAAAAGGAACGGCCUGAACUUAUGAUGGUUCUGCUUCUUGAAAUGCCUCAUAGUGCUGCAGUUUUUCUGAAAAACUUUCUUCUACAAAGAGGAAAAUGGAAACGGUGGACGUGGGAAGGUUUAUUUUUGGGACAGAAACGGUAAAUUCAGUGUGAAGGAGGAUUUUAUUUUUGGAGUUUACAUUUCCUUCUCAUGCAAACUUGAUUUCACUUGAUAAGUGACCAUUUUAUGUUCUAAAGCUUGAGCUCUGGACACUGAAAGGCACAAAGAAAAGCAAUCAAUGUGGAUUUUUAGAGGUUCCUAAUGAUGAACAACAGAUCUCAUGAAGAGGUUUUACUCCCUUUCUAUUAUUUUAAGGCUUUCUUGUUGCCGUUUUAAAAGUUCAAGACCUGCUGUUUUUCUAUUCAAGAGGAAAAAGGCAACCGGCUAGCAGGGAUCUAUUGCUACUGCUAGAUUUGUAUAUAGUCAUUUGUUAUGUUCCAAAUAAAGUUAAUAAUUAAAUCCUAAGGAAUUAAGUUUAUUUUGAAUUUGAAGUGUCUUGAAUGCAUUUGAUGAUCAUAUCAGAUUGCCUUUGCCAAAGUCUUAAAAUCUAAGAGGAUUUUGUGUGUAAAACUGCUGCUGUCGGCAGAUAUGGGAGAGAUGUAAAGGAGAAAAAUGCACAACAAUUUGCAGAUGUAAAAGUAGCUCGGGAGACAAUAGGUUUGUUACAUGCAAUUUAUGGCAACAAGCAUCUGAUUCAGACUAUUUUCUGAUUGAAUGUAUGUAGAAUGUCUUAUUUUUGUUGACUGCUAUUUGAUAAAUAUGGUUAACCUAAAAA
This is a messenger RNA of Poecilia latipinna (sailfin molly), 8699 nucleotides long. RefSeq names its product AT hook containing transcription factor 1 (gene ahctf1). Bases 289 to 7800 code for a protein of 2503 amino acids. The record is from RefSeq and is a predicted model, not a curated record. NCBI's taxonomy places the organism in Eukaryota, Metazoa, Chordata, Actinopteri, Cyprinodontiformes, Poeciliidae. The transcript is spliced from 40 exons.